AUGUGUCAUGUGGCGUACCCGGAUUUAAGCUCGUGUCUCGUACCCAGUUUAUUAAAUAAUCAAAAACCAAAAUUUUAUCGUGGACGUCAUGUAGCAACACCUACAAUUGUUUGUCGUAUUAUAACAUAUAUAAAUAAAAAAGAUCCUCCAACUAUUUCGUUAAUCGCUGAAAAAUGUCAUAUUAGUGCCAGUACGACUUUUCAUGUUAUUCGUGAUAUUAUUCAUGCAAAAUACCGUAAAACAAGACCACUACACCGAUGA
Messenger RNA from Didymodactylos carnosus, 261 nucleotides. NCBI's taxonomy places the organism in Eukaryota, Metazoa, Rotifera, Eurotatoria, Philodinida, Philodinidae. The record is from the annotation of a GenBank genome assembly.